Molecule: messenger RNA, 2196 nt
Organism: Rotaria sordida
Lineage: Eukaryota; Metazoa; Rotifera; Eurotatoria; Philodinida; Philodinidae
Source: the annotation of a GenBank genome assembly
AUGGCAUCUACGGUAAAACAAGCUUUAACACAUGAUCAGUUAUGGGAAGUUUUAACUGAUAAACCAGUUGAAUUUUCUACGCCUGAAGUUGUACAACGUUACCGUAAUUAUACAGCACCUGAUGUAUCUCGUCCUCGAAUUCAUCCUGGACGUGCUUAUGAUCCAAAUCAUCGUGAUGAAAUACAUGGUGAUCAAAUGAAUUUAGGUGAUGGAAAAAAUGGAGAAAUAAUUAAUCCUAAACCAAAAACAACUUUCGAAAAUCGUUUAUUUAAUUUAAAUGAACUUGUUUAUGACAGAAAUAGACAAAGAAUAAAACAAGAAAAUUCAUUACCAUCAACAAUUAAUAAAUAUAAAACAACAUUUGGAAUUCCAACACGUUCGAGUGAAAAAGCAGGAGAUCUUAUUAAUCCAAAUAAAUCACAAGCACAAAUUGAAUAUGAAUUUGAACAACCACGAAGCAUGUAUCUCUUCAGUCAUAAAGAGUUUGAACCAGGUGAACAACUUGAACGUCAUUAUGAAAAUGGUGAAUUGAUUCGUUAUCAAACUCAUGGUGUUCCAACGCCAGUCUAUGCUGAUGGUCGUCAUGCACGUGAAUCUCUAAUAUGGAUUCGACCAAAUCAUACGACACCAAUUGUAACACAAACUGUCAAUGAAUAUGAUGAAUCUCGUUGUGAUAAUGCUGCUAUACGUACACGUCGUUUUCUUGCUGAAACUGGUUUACCUGUCGAUCAUCGAUUUGGAGUAGCAACAGGAUCUGAUCGGCUAUCAGCCGGUGAAAUAAUUCAUCAACGAGCAAAUGUUCCAGCUGUAUUUGAUGAAAAAUCUCAAGCUGCUUUAGCUAAAUUACGUUCACAAUUAUGUUCACUUCAUAUGACAACAUUUAAAACACAAUUACAAGCAUUUCAAUAUUAUGAUACAAAUCAAGAUGGUUUUAUAUCUAUACAUGAAUUAACGAAUACAAUAGAAAAAAAUUUUAAUCUUGAAUUAUCUGAUGGUCUUAUUGCUGCAUUAAUGUUUCAAUGUGAUCAAGAUCGUGAUGGAAGAUUAAAUUUUCUUGAAUUUAGUAAUUUUCUUUGUUAUCGUAUUGCACAUUCAAGUGGUCUUGAACAAUUUAUAAAUGAAGAAAAAAAGAAAAAUAAUAAUAAGAUUCAAACUGGAAUUAUAAAAGAUAAUCAAGGUCGACCAUUAUUAAAUAUUUCUGAUCUUAUUGAAAGUACAAAUGGAAAAUAUUAUCCACGUAAACUUAUAUCACAAAUUGAUGAAAUGGUACCCGAUGGUUGGAAAACAAGUUAUGAUAAAAUUAAUGAAGCACCAUUUCGUCUUGAACCACAAGUUAAACGUCAAUAUGGUUUACCAUCAAUUAUUGCACGUAGUCAAUAUGCUAUACCAACAGCAAAUCAUAAAAACCGACCGCCACUUGGUUCAAAUACAAUUGUUGGUGCUUUAUUAUCACCAUCAAUAUGGAGUGAUCGUGGUUUAACUGAAGAUGAUUUAUUAGCACCAAAAACCAUGGAAGAAAUACGUGAUAUAUUUGCUAAUGCAAAUAUUACUGUAUCAGGUGAAGAUUUUGUUUAUGCAUGGACAACAGCAGCUGCUAAUAAUGAACAUGGACAAAAUCAAGAUAAAGCUAGUGUUAGAAAUGUAGCAGCAAGAUCUGAAAAAAUUGGUUGGAAAUCGUCACCAUCUUCAGUUUACAGGAUUGUCCGAUUAGCCGGAUUAAAAUGGUUUAAAAAAAGAAGAAUACAAAAACUGACAUAUGAUAAUAAAGUACAACGUGUUAAAUGUGCCAAGAAGUUAAAAAGAAAUUUUGGUGUUACAAAAAGAUCAAAAUCACAUUCAAAUCCACACAACAAAGGUAUUUGGGCAACAAGAUUUGAAGAAAUACCAUCAAUAUCCCGUGAACGACCAACAAGAAAAUUUGCAAGUGGUAUUGUUUUUUGGGGUGGCAUCUUAUAUGAAGGACUAAUUCCCAAAAAUAGUGCAAUUGAUGUCAUAUCAUGGUUGAAAAAGCAACCAACAGAUAAAAAGAAAAGAACUUAUAUGAAUGGUCAUUUAUAUGCUAAAUUUAUUAAAGAAGUUGCUCAUCCAGAAACUCAGAAGGUAUGUGGAAGAGAUUUUAUAUUUCAAGAUGAUACUGACUCAAAGCAACGAACCAAAAUUGUAUUACGAACUGUUGAUAAAUUAUUUAAUGAUUGA